AUGUAUGUUUAUUUACAAACAUACAUACCUAGUAUUGCACAGUUUCUCUACAAGUUUUUUAGCAUUUUAACUUUGGUGAAGACAAGCUAACAAUAAGAAAGCGUUCAAAGUGCACGGUCCUACGAGUGCCCAAUUUAGAGACCAUGUUACGAACGAUGGCUGGAAAUGGUACACUCACACAAACUAUCCGAAUGAUGAUGGAUCGCAAACUUUGCAGCGGUUCAGGCAUUGCAGCUAAACGGCUCACGGGAAAAGUGGCCAUCGUAACCGCCUCAACUGAAGGCAUUGGUUACGCCAUCGCGGAACGGUUGGGCCAGGAAGGUGCGAAAGUGGUCGUUAGUAGCCGUAAGCAGCAGAACGUCGACCGUGCUGUGAAUGAACUUCGAUCCGCUGGACUUGAAGUGACCGGCAUCAAAUGUCACGUUGCUAAUGCUACCGAUCGGAAAGCUCUGUUCGAUCAUGCAGCGCAAAAGUUCGGUGGCAUCGACAUUCUCGUAUCGAAUGCGGCCGUCAAUCCGGAAGUUGGAGGUGUACUGGAGUGUAGUGAAUCGGCCUGGGACAAAAUCUUCGAAGUGAAUGUGAAAUGUUCGUAUCUGCUGGCCAAGGAAGCGUUACCGUUUCUUCGCGAGCGCAAAGGUGGCAGCAUCGUAUUUAUUUCCUCCAUUGCCGGCUUUCAACCGUUCCAACUUUUGGGUGCAUAUUCCGUUAGCAAAACGGCAUUAUUCGGGUUAACGAAGGCAGCUAGCCAGGAAUUAGCUACGGACAACAUUCGAGUGAAUUGCAUUGCGCCUGGAGUGGUGCAAACGAAAUUUGCCGGAGCGUUGCAUGAAUCAGAUGCCGCCAAAGAAGAAACCUUGUCACGCAUUCCAAUGGGUCGAAUUGCACAACCGAAGGAAAUUUCUGGCGUUUGCGCAUUCCUUGUAUCGGAUGAUGCCAGUUAUGUUACUGGCGAAACUAUUGUAGCUUCGGGUGGCAUGCCGUCCCGGCUGUAAACUCUUUAAAUAACGUAACUUAUCACGCGUCUUCCAUACAUUCGGGUUUAAAGUUCGUACAUGGUGUGUCUGGGUGUAGCUUCUACUUUAUUAUUUUUUACAAGCGGGUUAAUAAAACAUGUUAACGGGUGGUAAAUAGCAA
Molecule: messenger RNA, 1134 nt
Organism: Anopheles funestus (African malaria mosquito)
Lineage: Eukaryota; Metazoa; Arthropoda; Insecta; Diptera; Culicidae
Gene: Dhrs4
Product: dehydrogenase/reductase SDR family member 4
Exons: 4
Coding region: 144-992 (282 amino acids)
Molecular function (GO): carbonyl reductase (NADPH) activity
Source: RefSeq, a predicted model, not a curated record